Chelonoidis abingdonii (Abingdon island giant tortoise) is the source of this 4199-nucleotide messenger RNA. RefSeq names its product ankyrin repeat and BTB domain containing 2 (gene ABTB2). The record is from RefSeq and is a predicted model, not a curated record. Lineage: Eukaryota; Metazoa; Chordata; Testudines; Testudinidae. Gene Ontology annotation, molecular function: protein heterodimerization activity.
GCCGGAGCGCCGGCUGGAGUGGAGUCUGCUGCUCCCCGGGCUGCUCUUGGCUCUCCUGCUGCCGCGCUGCCUUGAUGGGCUGGAGCUUUGCUCUGGGUAGCGAUUUGGAGACGGAUUCUCUGGGCUAGUCUUCGGAUCCAUCCUUUCCCUGCCUGCUCAGCACUUCGUUGCCUUCAGAACCACCCGGCUCGCGGGAGAGGGGGGGUUGGCCUUGUCUUGAGGCUCUGAAGUGACCUGCCUUAGGAGGAGACUCCUUUGGCACGUUGGGGAGUAUUUGAUACUGACACUUCCCCCUCCCUCCUCGUACUUUCCAUCCUUGCUCCAGACGGAAAAUGAAUGAUCUCAGCCUGCCUGUGGAAUGGAGUCAGCUGGCACCCAGCAGAGCCUGAAGGAGCCUCUGAAGCUGAAGUGUGAACUUGCUUCUCCUCUGCAAUGUUAUAAGCUGCCCAGCCGUUCUCUUUGUGGUGCCAGCCUCUCUGGUCCACUAACUGCAGCAGGGAUCUAGUUUCAUCGUCUUCACCUUUCUGUGCCUCUAAGGGGUUGGAUCACAAGUCUUUCCUAUGGCUGGGAUAUACAGCUCUACUCUGAAGACCCUGGAGGAUUUAACCUUGGACUCUGGUUAUGGGGCAGGGGAUUCCUGCAGAUCCCUUAGUCUCUCUUCCUCUAAGUCCAACUCCCAAGCCUUCUCAUCAUCGCAGCACAGGGGCAACUGGUGGUACUAUUCAGGCUCCAUGAAUAGUAGGAAUAACAGCUGGGAUACAGUGAACACUGUUCUGCCAGAAGACCCCGAAGUUGCAGACAUCUUUUCCAAGUGUCCUAAACUGCCAGAUCUAGAGGAAUUCCCUUGGACAGAUGAAGACAUUGGGAAAAUACUCAGAAAAGGAAAGGGGGAAGGAAAUACCAGAAACUUUUCUCAGGAAGCUGUCAGGAGACUCUCUCAGCUACUUAGGAGAGCCCUGAUCAGGAUCUCCAGGGAGGCCCAACGUCUGAGUGUGAUGCAUUCCAAAUGCACUAGAUUUGAGGUCCAAAGUGCCAUCAAGCUCAUCCAGAGCUGGUCAUUGUCAGAAAGCUGUGUCCUAGCUACUGUCAAGGCUCUUUCCCUGUACAGCAUGAGUGCAGGAGAUGGAUUGAGGAAAGGCAAAUCCUCCCGAUGUGGCCUCACCUUCUCAGUGGGGAGGUUUUUCAGGUGGAUGGUGGACACUAGGAUCUCAGUAAGGAUUCAUGAGUAUGCAGCUAUCUCUUUGACAUCUUGUAUGGAGAAUCUAGUGGAAGAAAUCAAAGGCAGGGUUCUAGCGAGUCAGAGCCCAGAUGGAGGAGGAGGUGGGGAGAUCUCCUCUGAAAUCCUUGAGAUGGUCAUCAACAAUGAUGCUGAACUUUGGGGAGUACUGCAGCCUUACGAGCAUCUCAUCUGUGGGAAAAAUGCUAAUGGUGUGCUGUCUCUGCCUGCCUACUUCAGCCCCUACAAUGAUGGCUCCAUAAGCAGCGAUGGACGGGCAGAUGCUUAUGCCCAGCUGGAGCUCCGAACCUUGGAACAGUCUCUCUUGGCGACUUGCGUUGGAAGCAUCUCAGAACUAAGUGACUUGGUAUCGCGAGCAAUGCACCACAUGCAAUGUUUGACCACCCUCCACCCCGGCAUGAGCCCUAUUCGGCAAACCAGGCAACAGCAGCCUAUUACCUGGUCCCCUGAUGCCCUCCAUACCCUCUACUACUUCCUACGCUGUCCUCAGAUGGAGUCCAUGGAGAACCCCAACCUGGAUCCGCCAAGGAUGAUCCUGAACAAUGAACGGCCCUUCAUGCUUCUGCCCCCACUGAUGGAGUGGAUGAGAGUGGCUAUCACCUACGCUGAGCAUCGGCGCAGUUUAACUGUGGACAGCGAUGAUAUCAGGCAGACGGCCAGGCUGCUCUUACCAGGACUGGACUGUGAACCACGGCAGCUGAAGCCCGAAUGCUGUUUUAGCUCAUUCCGAAGACUGGACGCUAAGGCUGCUACUGAAAGAUUCCAGCAGGACCUGGGUUUCCGAAUGUUAAAUUGUGGAAGGACUGAUCUGAUCAACCAAGCUAUAGAGGCACUGGGACCUGAUGGGGUUAACACAAUGGAUGAUCAGGGUAUGACCCCACUAAUGUACGCCUGUGCUGCUGGAGACGAAGCCAUGGUCCAGAUGCUGAUUGAUGCUGGAGCAAAUUUGGAUAUACCAGUUCCUGGCAGCAAUCCCCGAUACCCCUCAGUCCAUCCCGACAGCCGGCACUGGACUGCACUUACCUUUGCUGUUCUACAUGGACACAUCUCCGUAGUUCAGCUGCUCUUGGAUGCUGGUGCCCAUGUUGAGGGCUCUGCAGUUAACAGCGGUGAGGACAACUAUGCUGAGACCCCACUUCAACUGGCUUCGGCAGCAGGGAACUAUGAGCUGGUCAGUUUGUUACUGAGCAGGGGCGCAGACCCCCUCCUGAGUAUGCUGGAAGUCAAUGGGAUGUCCUCAUCGCUUCACGAAGACAUGAACUGCUUUAGUCACUCAGCUGCACAUGGGCACAGAAACGUGCUACGCAAGCUCCUGACCCAGCCCCAGCAGUCGAAGGGAGAUGUUCUUUCACUGGAGGAGAUUUUAGCUGAGGGAGUAGAGAGUGACACCACCAGCCAGGACAGCUCCAAUGAGGGGCAGGUCAGGCUGUGUAAAACCAGGAUGAAGGCCUUGCAGGAGGCUAUGUAUUACAGUGCUGAGCAUGGCUACGUGGACAUCACCAUGGAGCUCAGGGUACUCGGAAUCCCGUGGAAGCUUCAUGUGUGGAUUGAGUCAUUAAGAACAACCUUCUACCAGUCUCGCUAUUCAGUUGUGCAGAACCUCUUAAGGGAGUUUGUCACUAUUAAGGAGGAGGACUAUAACGAAGAGCUGGUUAACGAAGGGCUACAGCUAAUGUUUGAUAUCCUCAAAACCAGCAAAAAUGAUUCUAUCAACCAGCUGCUUGCAACCAUCUUCACCCACUGCUAUGGCAGCAGUCCUAUACCCAACAUUCCUGAAAUACAAAAGACGUUGCCAGCCCGGCUUGAUCCUCACUUUCUAAACAAUAAAGAAAUGUCUGAUGUAACUUUUCUAGUGGAAGGAAAGCUGUUUUAUGCACACAAAGUCCUGCUGGUGACUGCUUCCAACAGGUUUAAGACCCUGAUGACCAAUAAAACAGAACUAGACAGCCAAGGCAGUAAGACUGUUGAAAUUAGUGAUAUGAAAUACAAUAUUUUCAAGAUGCUGAUGCAGUAUUUAUAUUAUGGAGGAACAGAAUCUAUGGAAAUUCCCACAACUGAUAUCCUAGAGCUGCUGUCUGCCGCCAGCCUGUUUCAAUUGGAUGGCCUCCAACGACACUGUGAAAUCUUAUGUGCCCAGACCAUCAGCAUGGAGAGCUCUGUUAACAUCUAUAAAUACGCAAAGAUUCACAGUGCACCUGAACUGGCCUCGUUCUGCAAGGGCUUCUUCCUCAAACACAUGACCUCUCUGCUGGAACAGGACUCGUUUCGACAGCUCAUCUAUGGCAGGAACAGCAAGGUGCAGGGUCUGGACCCUCUGCGGGACCUGCAGAUGACAUUGGCCAGUCGACUGCAUUCUAUUUACAUCACCUCAAGAGUGUGAGGCAGGGACAUCACACUGGCAUGGGACCUUAUCCAGCCGGGGCUUCCAGGUCUGUCUUAUGGAACCACUGGCUCAUGCUGAAAGUCCCCACAAGCUGACGCCCUUAGGGCAGUGAUUUCUCUGGGGAGCUGCAACAAAUCUAAUGACAAAGGCGAGGAGGUGUCUUUUCUUCUGUGCUACACAGCACCAGAGCUACACCAGGACAGCACCAACAGGAAAAACUAAUGCAGCAACUGAAGAACCUGGCCCAAAGAGCAGAUCUAAGCUGCCAUUUUCAUAAGCACAAGGUGAAAGCUGCUAGGGAAACAGAUUGUGGAUGCAGCGGAGUGAGGCCUAACACUGGGGGUGUCUCUAACGUGCUAAUCUAAACCAUCUAUUUACAAACCCCAUCAGGUUGAUUUAAAAGCACCACUGGUGUGUAUAUACAAGGGUUGAUAGUCUUUUAAUCCCAUGAACUUCUGAGCAUUCAGUCACCUGACUAAACGUGUGUAGUAGUUAGGACACAGACUACCACUGUAGCGAUAACCAGUUUUACACAUGGCAAAAGACUCUAGCGUUAUUUCCCAUAAAUUCUUUGUAACC